This is a messenger RNA of Caenorhabditis sp. 36 PRJEB53466, 1606 nucleotides long. Lineage: Eukaryota; Metazoa; Nematoda; Chromadorea; Rhabditida; Rhabditidae. The record is from the annotation of a GenBank genome assembly.
AUGGCACCAAAGCUUAGUGGCAAAAAAGAAGGGUAAUGAGCAUUAAAUUUUAUCACUUUAUCAUAUCUGAAAUGUUUAAGUUUCAGGUCUUUUGCGUAUAGGACGGUGAGAGACAGAUGGCCGCAAAUUAUCACUAAGUUGGUCAACGAUCUGUCAACCAACAAAAGGGCAAUCAUAGAAAUGUACGGCCCGGAAGCUGACGAGGAUGUCCGGGCGAUUCUGGAGAAGUUUUCAAGACUUCGGUAUCGGAUCAUGACCGAUAAAUCGCUAGACACGUUGAAUGACAACGAAGACGAUGUUCACGAGUGGAACGAGUUUCUUCUCAACAAUCGCACGCGCGAAAUUGUAAGUUGAAACAUUAAUAUUUGCGGACUUAUCAGAGCCGUUUAAGCCUGAUGACGUCGAACAACUGACUUGGUUUGGGGGACCAUGGCUGUUUGUGGAAUGCUUCCUUUACCGUUACAUCUACGGAGCAUUUGCCGCAACUCGCAAAUUGAAAAAAAUGGAUUACUUCGAGGACAGCAAAAGAACGAACUUUAACGAUCAGUUAGGAAAUUUGUGAUUGUGAAAUCAAACAUAUUUUUUCCAGUCUCGAGCAGAUCGAAGAAUCCUCUGCGUUUAUCAUGAAGAUCUCUGCAGAAGAUGCUCCUGUGCACGAGCUGUUCGGAAUCAACACGUUCCUCAAAAUGAGUCUUUGGGGAAACCGCGCUGAUAUGUCGCUCACCGGCGGAGAAAACGCCAUCGUGGUAAGCUAGUGAGCUCAGAUGAUUUUCAUUAAAUUCGGAAAAGUUUUCAGAGGAUGUCAGCAAUGUCAGCCAGCUCUAAACUCGCCGAGUUUGUUCUUGUUGAUGACGUCAAUGAAUUGAUCGUCAAGGUGUUGGCCCCGUUGCUCAUGAACCCCGAGAACUACUCGACUCGCCGCAUUGACAUAAUUCUGGAUAAUGCCGGAGUGGAGCUUGCCGGCGAUUUCGUGCUUGCCGAAUUCCUGAUUUCGAGAGGAUAUGCGGAUAAAGUUGUAAUGCAUGGCAAGAUGAUGCCCUGGUUUGUCAGCGAUGUCACCGAACGAGACUUCGAAUGGACUUUGCUCGCAUUUUCGCGAGCUGGAGUGGAGAGCGCGCGAUUCGGUGAAAGACUCAAGAAGCGUGUCGCUGACAAUCAAUUGGAGUUUAAGACUCACAAGUUCUGGACUUUUCCCCACGCUUACUACAAAAUGGAGGAGGUGGCUCCAGAUCUACAUUCAGAGUUAAAAACUGUAAGCAAACAGCGAAAAACAGCUCAACCUUUAAUGUUCUUAUUUUUCAGUCUUCAUUGGCCAUCUUCAAGGGUGACCUCAACUAUCGUAAGCUGGUCGGUGACCGUGAUUGGGAUUGCUUAACUUCAUUCAGCAAAGCUUGCCGCGGAUUUGCUCCGUGUCCGUUCUUUGCGCUCAGAAUAUUGAAAGCUGAGACUGUAGCCGGACUGAGCAAAAAAGUACUUGACGACAUUCUUAUGGUUCGUUCAGAAUUUUUGAAGUCUAUUAAUACAGUUUUUUUUUCAGAAAUUCGACGAAGACAACGGUUGGAUGAUUUCUGGAACUUACGCAGUCUGUCAGCUCGGAGGUAUCUGA